Molecule: messenger RNA, 1251 nt
Organism: Hylaeus anthracinus
Lineage: Eukaryota; Metazoa; Arthropoda; Insecta; Hymenoptera; Colletidae
Exons: 2
Coding region: 1-1251 (416 amino acids)
Molecular function (GO): catalytic activity
Source: RefSeq, a predicted model, not a curated record
AUGGAAAAGCGAGCUGCAGUCGUCAUCGCGAACGAGCAGUACCGCGAUCGGGACUGCUCCACCUGGUUCAGGGAUGAUCUCGGCACCGCGGCAGUGUGGAUCACGGAUCCACGGAGAGUCCGUAUAGACUCUCACGGAGCUGCCGCGGGACACGUCUGGAUCACCAGCGGUGUCCUCACGUACGUCAGCUGCUAUCUGUCUCCGAAUGAUAGCAUCUCCGAAUUUCGGGAAAAGCUCGACGUGCUGAAGGACACCCUACGCGACAAGUCCGGUGGGCUUGUCGUGGCUGGUGACUUCAACGCCCGAGCCUGCGAGUGGGGAAUGCCUCGCCCCGACACGAGGGGAAGGUUGGUGGUCGAUAUGGCCUCCAGACUGGGACUCGUCGUGUUGAACGUGGGGUCAACGCCGACGUACCGACGCCCUGGAUUCGGAGACUCGAUACCGGAUGUCACGCUGGUGUCUGAGGAUCUGGUCCAGAGAGCGGCGUACUGGAGGGUGAUUGGUGAUUUCACUGGUAGCGAUCAUAGCUACAUCACCUUCCAGUUGAUCGGCGAGCGGCAAGCGCGGCCUCCGGGGAUUAGACGCCCGAGAGGAUACGUCACCUCUCGCCUGGAUGAGGAUAGGCUCUACGCGACUCUCCAGGCGGGCGUGGAGGCCUUGCCGCAGACCUCGCGUGACCCGUCCGAUAGAGCGGGUGCCGAAGCUAUCAUACGCGGCACCCUUAACCUCAUCCGACGGGCAUGCGACGAGUCAAUGCCAAGGAGGAGGCCAUUCUCCGGCCGGCGGCAAGUGUACUGGUGGACCGACCAGAUCGCCUCCCUCAGAAGAGAAGCCCUGAGGCGACGAGCUCAACGAGCUCGAAGUCGACCGGAGGCCGCCGCGCUGUCAGAGGACUACAAGGCGGUCAAGAAACGCGAUCUCUGCGACGACCUUAACCGAGAUCCGUUCGGCGAGGGGUACAAACUCGUCACCCGAAGUCUCGGUGGGUUGUCCGCGAGCCCGGAACUGGACGCGACCACGAUACGGAGCAUUGUGGACGCUCUGUUCCCUGCACAUCCGAUGAGGAGACACGAUCUCGAUCCGGUGGCAGGGGCGGACGUCCCAAUGUUCACGGCGGCGGAACCCGCCGUUGCGGCCAGGGCUAUGAAGCUCCGCAAGGCUCCCGGGCCGGACGGCAUACCGUGGUUGCGAAGAGGUGUCUUGUACACGGGUAUUUUCCCGGCGCAGUGGAAGUCGCACGGCUCGCGUUGA